AUGGAAAGCCCCAGCAAGAAACUUAUACCCAAAGGAUCUGUCACUUUUCGGGUUCACUUCCGUCCUGGUCACUCCUAUGAUCUUCACGGUGGGGCACCUUCAUUCAAAACCAAUUUCACUUCAGAUCUUACUACUCCCGAGAGAGCCAGUGAUCAUCCCCCCAAAAAAGGUUCCAUUUCUAGUCUCUUUCAAUCUUUAAAUGCCAGAAGUCAUAAGGAUUCUUCUAAGACUUUCGACGUCGAGCAGAAGCAGCAGUGUGUUGAACGACAUCAACCCAACAAGGCUAACAGAAACAUUAGAGGAAAGGAGAAAGCAACAAGCUUUUCUGUGUAUCAUUAA
Sphenostylis stenocarpa is the source of this 339-nucleotide messenger RNA. The record is from the annotation of a GenBank genome assembly. NCBI's taxonomy places the organism in Eukaryota, Viridiplantae, Streptophyta, Magnoliopsida, Fabales, Fabaceae.